AUUGUACUUAAAAUAAUAUAUAUAUAUAUAUAUAUAUAUAUACAUAGAAUAUAUAAUAUAUAAGACAAUAUAUAGAAAACAUUCGAGUGAUUUGAUUUUUGCAGAUAACUUCUCUCUAUAAUUAAUUCAUUGAAAUAUUAUAAUGUCAUAUGAUUGUUUGUUUCACACUUGUAACCUAUUAUACUUACAACUUACUACUUUUAUAGAAUGUUUAGUCGCGAAUACAUCGCACGAACGAACGAAACAUGAUAUGCGAGUGCUCUUUGCGUUAUUGUUGACGCAUUGUUUCGGUUGUGUAAUAUUACAGGGUAUAGAUGAUAAACUUACGUUAAAUAGAUUCGAUGAUAUUAAAUUUUGGAAGAAAUGUAUUCCUAAAAUAUAUAAGAACAUUAAUGUCUGUAUCAAAGACAAUUAUACGUUACGAAGGUCUACUCAUUCGUUGACAAAUCAAUUUACAUUUUUUCAUAGACAAAAAAUGAUUCCUUUUAAAUUAAAAUCAAAACAUUUCUAUACUCUACAAAAAUACAUUCGUCCAUCUGAGAAAUAUCAUCAACGAAAGUUACUUAUUUAUGGUCAAGAAGAUAUUUCUGAAUAUCUUUCUACAUUUAAAAAAGAUUCGAAAAGACACGUGAAAGCAACAACAUCUGAAUAUUUUCAUUUAAGGCAAAGAAAACAGAGUGAUUCUGAAGAUGAUGAAGAAGCUAGCAAAGAAUAUACAGAUGAUUUGGAUGAUUGGGAUGAUUGGGGCGCGUGGAGUCCGUGCAGUGUAACGUGUGGAUGCGGACAACAAGUUCGUUGGCGUCAUUGCAUAACGGAUGAUUGCAUAAAAGGGUUAAAAAAAGCACAAAUAAAGACUUGUCAUCUUAGACCAUGUGAUAAAGGUUUCUUAAGUUGGCUGGGCAUUAAGCUUUAACGAAACUUAAAAGCAAAAUAAUCAAGUGUGUAAUUAGAUGUUUACAAUUUAACAAGUUAAAAAGUUGUCUUAUGUUUAUCAUUUGUUGAACAUAUUAAAAUUUAUAUUAUUUUGUAAUUUUUGUAUUUACACUUAAUGAUACUUUUGAUGAUGAUCGUUAUAAUAAAACUAGCGAUAUGCCCAUAAUAACUAUUAAAUAAUAUACAAAUUCUAAAUGUAUAUGUAUAGGGAAUUUUAAUUACAUAAGAAACUAUACAUUGUCAUAAUUUUAUAUACAAAAUAUAUGGAACAAACGAUGUUCAAAUUUUUUUGCAGGUACCAACAGGAAGAAAGAAAAUAAAG
Molecule: messenger RNA, 1255 nt
Organism: Vespula pensylvanica (western yellowjacket)
Lineage: Eukaryota; Metazoa; Arthropoda; Insecta; Hymenoptera; Vespidae
Exons: 3
Coding region: 143-913 (256 amino acids)
Source: RefSeq, a predicted model, not a curated record